AAUGGCCCGUUCCUUCCUCUUGAAGUUUGACGCCCGUGGUCCAGGUCGCUUUCGUCUCUCCCACACGACGCGACAAGACAUUGGACCCCUCGUUGCAUGGUCGCGCAGGUUUUUGAUAUAAAUACUCCGUGUCCCCACAUCCUCCAUGUCUCUACCACUGCCCGUCACUAGCCCGAAGAUGCCGCCGAGCAAAGAAACCGCGCAGCACGAGUGUGUCUCGGAGGAUGCGCUGCAGCACCUCAAAACAUACAAGUAUUCGAGCGUCGACAAAUCCUACAUCUCCCGCUAUAUCCUCAAGCACUACUGGAAUGGCUUCGUCGAGCUUCUGCCGCUUUGGAUAGCACCGAACCUGGUCACAUUGUUGGGCUUUUUCUUCAUCAUUGGGAACAUUGCAUUGCUAGAGCUCUAUAUACCGGAUCUCGUCGGACCAGCGCCAUCAUGGGUUUACUACAGCUUCGCAUUUGGAAUGUGGAUGUACUCCACCAUGGACAACGUCGAUGGAAAGCAAGCGCGCCGUACCGGAACAUCAAGCCCGUUAGGAGAGCUGUUUGACCAUGGCAUAGACUCCCUAAACUGCACCCUGGCCAGUCUCUUGGAAACAGCAGCUCUUGGAUACGGCUCAACCAAAAUUGGCGCCUUCACCGCUCUGAUCCCGGUGCUGCCCAUGUUCUUCUCAACUUGGGAGACAUACCACACCCACACGCUGUAUCUUGGCUAUUUCAACGGACCCACAGAGGGACUCAUACUUGCGUGUCUCUUCAUCUGCAUGUCUGGCUACUUUGGCCCCGAGAUCUGGUCCACUCCCCUUGCAACGUACUUCCCAUCUUACAAAACAGAGAUUGGCGAAGUCACCCUGAAAGAAAUAUGGAUACCCAUCAUCCUAUUCGUCUUUUUCGUCGCACAUCUCCCAGCGUGCAUUGUCAAUGUUGCACGAGCAAGACGGUCCAGAAACCAGCCUUUUGCCCCGACCAUGUAUGAAUGGACGCCAAUCGUCGUCUUUGUCGCAUGCACCAUGGCCUGGCUUGGAUCACCUCACUCACACCUGCUCGAAGAUAACCACCUCGUCCUCUACUGUCUGACCAUGUCGCUGGUCUUUGGACGGAUGACUACCAAGAUUAUCCUUGCUCAUCUCACUCACCAGCCUUUCCCGUACUGGACAGUCAUGUUGUGGCCGAUGAUAGGAGGAGCGUUGCUGGUCAAUCACCAGUACUUCACCAUUCCAGGCACUUCCUUUGGACCCAUUUCUGCGAACUUUGAAUUAUGGUACCUUCGCGCCUACUUCGUCUUCGCUGCUAUUGUCUACGGAAAAUGGGCACACCUUGUCAUCACGAGUAUCUGCAACUACCUUGGCAUAAACUGCUUGACAAUCCCCAAAGCGACUUUAGAGAAGAACGCCAAAUCGAACGGCGCCGCCUCUGCAGCUCCUUCCGAUAAGGGCCGUGUGGACUGAGCAAUCGAGUUUGCCUUUUAAUGAGCAGAUUACGACGACGACACAUAUCCGUAUAUUCAUUUACACACGAUGGGUCAAAUCAUCGGUUCAUUCCUAAUCAUCAUACGCAUUCGACCUUACGAUUACGGACAUCUAGACGCACAUAAUUUUUGGGAAGUGCUCGGAUAUUGACGACUGUUAUUCCAAAAUAGAACGUAUUAAUACCUGUAGUUUCUGGGAGUUAGAGGAAGAGCGUUGCCAGGUCUCUUCGCUUCCCUUUAUUGCUUUUUAUAUUUCAACUCUGGCGUAGACUAGUG
Messenger RNA from Dothidotthia symphoricarpi CBS 119687, 1746 nucleotides. RefSeq names its product ethanolaminephosphotransferase 1. The coding region runs from base 146 to 1450 and encodes 434 amino acids. Lineage: Eukaryota; Fungi; Ascomycota; Dothideomycetes; Pleosporales; Dothidotthiaceae. Gene Ontology annotation, biological process: phospholipid biosynthetic process. The transcript has 7 exons. The record is from RefSeq and is a predicted model, not a curated record. Gene Ontology annotation, cellular component: membrane. Gene Ontology annotation, molecular function: phosphotransferase activity, for other substituted phosphate groups.